Messenger RNA from Cynocephalus volans (Philippine flying lemur), 1512 nucleotides. It is a transcript of the gene TMEM51, whose product is annotated as transmembrane protein 51. NCBI's taxonomy places the organism in Eukaryota, Metazoa, Chordata, Mammalia, Dermoptera, Cynocephalidae. Bases 66 to 821 code for a protein of 251 amino acids. The record is from RefSeq and is a predicted model, not a curated record. The transcript is spliced from 2 exons.
GUUGCUGCUGCUGCUUUUUAUUUAUUUUUUUUCUUGGAACUGGGCCUUGCCCUGCUCCCGCUGGCAUGAUGGCCCAGUCCAAGGCCAACGGCUCACACUAUGCACUGACCGCCAUCGGCCUGGGAAUGUUGGUCCUCGGAGUCAUCAUGGCCAUGUGGAACCUGGUACCCGGUUUCAGCGGUGCUGAAAAGCCGACAGCUCAGGGCAACAACAAGACUGAGAUCGGCAGCAGCAUUCUCAAGAGCAAGACCUUCUCCGUGGCCUAUGUGCUGGUCGGGGCUGGAGUGAUGCUGCUGCUGCUAUCCAUCUGCAUGAGCAUCCGCGACAAGAGGAAGCAGCGGCAGAGCGAGGAGAUGGCCCACAUCCAGCAGCAGACGGGGGCCAUGCCCCAGGCCCAGGAGGAAGACAGCCAGGAGGAAGAGGAGGAGGAGGCCGCCUCAAGGUACUAUGUCCCCAGCUACGAGGAAGUGAUGAACACCAACUACUCAGAAGCGAGGGAGCUGGACCAGAGCCCAAGGAUGAGCAUCUCUCUCCCCUCCUAUGAGUCGCUGACGGGGCUCGAUGAAACCAGCCCCCCGACCACUAGGGUCAACGUGGAGACCAGCCCGGGCAGUCCACCCGAGAGACACAACUCCAAGUUGGCCAAACGCCUGAAGCCACUGAAAGUUCGAAGGAUUAAAUCCGAAAAGCUUCACCUCAAAGACUUUAGGAUCAACCUCCCAGACAAAAAUGUCCCACCUCCCUCCAUCGAGCCUUUGACUCCUCCGCCACAGUAUGACGAAGUCCAGGAGAAGGCCCCUGACACCCGGCCACCUGACUGAAGGGCCCCCUCUUGGAGCCACAUUCCCACCUGUCUCUCACGUGCCCCGCACCAACAGAUAAUUACAAAGCCACCCCAGCCACAGUUGAGAAGUACAGGGGCCAGACGCACACUCAGCAAUGUGGAUGGGGGGGAGGUGGGACUCUGUGCAUCGGGAGUGACUGUGAUGUUCCACAGAGCCUCGUGCAGCAGGGGUGUGGGAAAGAGAUGGUGCCUUGGAGCUCUCGAUUCUGGGGACCACAUCAAGGGGUGUGGCCCAGGCAUCUGCCCCAUCUUCCUUCCUCGACUCUGAACCGCUGGCCACACGCUCCUUCCAGCUAGGAAAGAAUAGCUAGCCGCUGGGUUAGGUUGUGGUUGUUCUGUUUUGCUUCCACUAGGACUGUUUGGUUUCAAAAAGAAAACUUUUACAUUUGCUCCCUUCACUGCAGUCCUGAACUGCGGGUAGGAAAUAGGACUCAGCUUUGCAGCAAGACCACAAGGCCGUUUUGUAGAGUAAGAGGGGACGACAUGGGGGUAAGGCCCAGGCGGUGGCUCUCUGAGCCCUGAUGCUGUCGAUUCUUUGAGGGCCUAAGGCCUGAUGAACUUCAGCACAUGAUGCAUAAGAAAAUAGUCUUAAUUGGUAUACUUUACUCGUCUCUUCUGUGUAACAGCAAAAAUGGUAAACCAUGGGAGACGUCCUUCUAUUCUAAAAU